AUGUUUAUUAUGAUUCCCCGCGCGAGCUUACUACCCAGUGCAGAGAACUUGAUGGGAGGCGCUCCACCCUUUUUUCGCUUGUGCUUUGAAGGUGAACGGAAGCCGCCAAACGAGCACAAGCAUCCCGACGCUGGAAGGUUGAGCGAAACUUUCGAUGCCGUAUAUCAACACGCGAAUCCCCCCGGUAACGUCCAUUCCACAAGGAGAUCAAGGUGUUCUAAGAACGCCAAGGCACUUGUCACGACACGGAAAAACUCCGUUAGAACAAGAAUGCAUUAUGGAGGUGAUGAGGCCGAAGAAGGGGAGGUGUACGAUGGGUCAGAUCAAGAGGAAGCUGAUUCAGACCAAAAUGCAACUUCGGACGCUUCACCGCGACAUCCAAAGUUUACCUCCCAAGGACAACGUCUGCCUAUGAGACCCGGAGUUGCAUCGGGUUAUUUAAAAUCUGACCCACACUAUCGACGCUAUCCCAUCCCUCACGGUCCCGUUACAAGAACAUUUCCACUUUCUCGUUCUACUGACCAUCUACCACCUAUACGACCUGUGCACCAUGACACCGGGACUCGUGUCUAUGAAGCACCAGAGAACAAUUCAUAUGACGGCCGCUCUCAGACAAACCAAAAUGACCGUUCUCAUCCGGCUGAACCAAAUGUCCCAUAUUCUCACGAGCGUCUGGGACCUCCACCUCAUUAUCCUCCACGGCCGGAACUACCGAAUGGUCCUCCCCCACUUCCUUUCCCAAAGCCUCAACUGCCUGGCCUCCCCGCACCACCGUUGACAGCAGUUGGGUCGCAAGAAGAAAUUGAACGAUUCAGUAGAAUCUCAGUAAAAGUCAGCGAGAUGGCUCAGCUGGUUAGAGCGCAGAUUUACUGA
This is a messenger RNA of Opisthorchis viverrini, 873 nucleotides long. RefSeq lists its product as hypothetical. Bases 1 to 873 code for a protein of 290 amino acids. The record is from RefSeq and is a predicted model, not a curated record. The transcript is spliced from 9 exons. NCBI's taxonomy places the organism in Eukaryota, Metazoa, Platyhelminthes, Trematoda, Opisthorchiida, Opisthorchiidae.